Messenger RNA from Cannabis sativa, 2130 nucleotides. Its product is annotated as glutathione reductase, chloroplastic. The record is from RefSeq and is a predicted model, not a curated record. Gene Ontology annotation, molecular function: flavin adenine dinucleotide binding; glutathione-disulfide reductase (NADPH) activity; NADP binding. Gene Ontology annotation, biological process: glutathione metabolic process; cellular response to oxidative stress; cell redox homeostasis. Gene Ontology annotation, cellular component: mitochondrion; cytosol. Lineage: Eukaryota; Viridiplantae; Streptophyta; Magnoliopsida; Rosales; Cannabaceae. Bases 315 to 1805 code for a protein of 496 amino acids. The transcript is spliced from 17 exons.
ACGCACGAGAUUAAAACGCACCGUUUUGUCUUUCAUCCUCAAUACAUUUUCUUCUUCAGUUCACACCUUUAUAUCUUAAGAAAAAUCAAAUCAAAUCUGUAAUAUAAUAAAAGCCAAAAUCCAAAAAAAUGAUCUGAUAUAAAAGACAGAGUCUCAGAAAUUUACGACACAAUUCAUUUCCAACCAUUUUCAUAUUCUUCUUCUUCUCUCUCAAAACCCUAGCAGAGCUUCUCACUUCUCUACCUUCCUUCAACCAAUACUAUUAUUGCCGCUGCUGCUGCUGAUUUCUUCACUCUCCUCCUUUCUCGGUAACGAUGGCAAGAAAGAUGCUAAUCGAUGGAGAAGUAAGUCAACCUAAUGAGGAAGAAGCACACUACGAUUUUGACUUGUUUGUUAUUGGUGCUGGAAGUGGUGGUGUUCGUGCUUCUAGAUUUUCAGCUAAUUAUGGAGCUAAGGUUGGUAUAUGUGAGCUUCCAUUUCAUCCCGUCAGUUCAGAAGUAAUUGGAGGAGUUGGUGGAACAUGUGUUAUUCGUGGUUGUGUUCCCAAGAAGAUUUUGGUGUAUGGAGCAACUUUUGGAGGUGAAAUUGAGGACGCAAGGAAUUAUGGAUGGGAGGUGAAUGAGAAAGUAGACUUUAACUGGAAGAAACUUUUGCAUAAGAAGACUGAGGAAAUACACAGGCUGAAUGGGAUAUACAAGAGGUUAUUGUCGAAUGCUGGAGUAAAAUUGUUUGAGGGAGAGGGGAAGCUAGUUGGACCUAAUGAAGUUGAGGUGACUCAGCUGGAUGGCACAAAAUUGAGUUAUUCAGCAAAACAUAUCUUGAUUGCAACUGGAGGUAGGGCACAACGCCCUCCAAUUCCUGGCCAGGAAUUCGGUAUAACCUCAGAUGAAGCACUGAGUUUAGAGGAGCUUCCCAAACGUGUUGUGGUGCUUGGAGGAGGGUACAUUGCAGUUGAGUUUGCUUCAAUAUGGCGUGGGAUGGGUGUUGCGGUCGACCUUUGCUUCAGGAGGGAACUUCCACUAAGAGGUUUCGAUGAUGAAAUGAGGGCUGCAGUUGCAAGAAAUCUAGAAUCUAGGGGAGUUAAUUUACAUCCAAGGACAAAUUUGACAGAGGUGAUAAAAACAGAGGACGGUAUAAAAGCUAUUACUGACCAUGGUGAAGAGUUGAUAGCUGAUGCUGUAUUGUUUGCCACUGGUCGGGCUCCCAACACAAAGAGGCUGAAUUUGGGUUCCGUUGGCGUCGAAAUUGAUAAAGUUGGAGCUAUAAAGGUGGAUGAGUUCUCACAGACAAAUAUUCCUAGCAUAUGGGCUAUUGGUGAUGUUACAAACCGAGUAAAUCUUACCCCUGUCGCCUUAAUGGAGGGGACAUGUUUUGCUAAAACUGUUUUUGGUGGGGAACCUACCAAAGCAGAUUACCGAGAUAUCCCUUGUGCAGUGUUUAGCAUUCCGCCUCUUGCAACCGUAGGCCUCACUGAAGAGGAAGCAAUCGAGCAGGCAGAGGGUGAUAUUUUGGUUUUCUCAUCAAACUUCAAUCCUAUGAAGAACACAAUUUCGGGACGACAAGAAAAGUCAGUUAUGAAACUUGUUGUUGAUGCUGAGAGUGAUAGAGUUCUUGGAGCAUCCAUGUGUGGACCGGAUGCUGCUGAAAUUAUGCAGGGCAUUGGUAUUGCACUCAAGUGUAACGCUACCAAAAAACAAUUUGACAGCACGGUGGGAAUUCACCCCUCUGCUGCUGAGGAAUUUGUAACCAUGCGAUCAGAAUCGAGACGUGUUGCAGGUGCUAAGAAGCCGAAAACAAAUCUGUAAGAGCAGAGAGGUGUUUCUUUCUUCAUAAUAAUCAGGAAAGCAAAAAAGUGAAAUAUUUUUAAUUAAUUUUGCAGCGUAAGGUUUUUCUUUUUACUUAUAUCAUAGGUGAUGCUGCAAAUGCAUUAUUAUUCUCUUAUUUGUUACCUCCAUCAUUUUUAAUAUUAUCAGGUACUUGGAACCUUCAAUUUUAAAAUACGUAAUUGUUUCACUUCUGUGAUGAUGAUCUGUACAUUCGAGUGAGACUUUUAUUGUUUAACUUCUUCUUUCAUAUAUUUUACAAUUAUAUCAAUUGUGUAUAUUUUUAAUAAAUACGAUUUCCAGAGUA